CUAUUUUCUCCUCUUUUCCGCCUUCCUCCAAACCAAAUACUGUAAGUUUUGGCAAGAUUGCUUGAGCUAAGAGUUAUACGUCUAGGCCAUGGAGAUGGAAUCAAUGGCGUCGGCUAUCGGAGUCUCGGUGCCGGUACUCCGUUUUCUCCUCUGUUUCGCGGCGACAAUUCCCGUUAACUUCCUCUGGCGACUCAUCCCCGGCGGACCACCAACCAAACACCUCUACGCCGCCUUGUCCGGUGCUAUUCUCUCUUAUCUCUCAUUCGGCUUCACCUCCAAUCUCCAUUUCUUGGUCCCCAUGCUCUUGGGUUACGCUUCAAUGGUGUUGUGUCGUCGGUAUUGUGGGAUCAUUACUUUCUUCUUGGGAUUUGGCUACCUCAUAGGAUGCCAUGUAUACUACAUGAGCGGGGAUGCAUGGAAAGAAGGAGGUAUUGAUGCCACUGGUAAGCACUAUCGGCUAGUUUUUAAGUCCCUUGUGUUUCAUCUUUUAUUUGGAUCCUUAAUGGUGAUAACGUUGAAAGUCAUUUCUUGUGUGAUAAAUUACAAUGAUGGGGUAUUGAAAGAGGAAAACCUGCGUGAGGCACAGAAGAAAAACCGAUUGCUUAAGUUGCCAUCAAUAACCGAGUACUUUGGUUACUGCCUCUGUUGUGGAAGUCACUUUGCUGGUCCUGUUUAUGAAAUGAAGGAUUAUCUUGACUGGACUGAAAAGAAGGGGAUUUGGAUGCAUUCUGAGAAGGGACCAUCACCAUCACCUUAUGGGGCGACACUUAGAGCUCUUCUCCAAGCUGCUAUUUGUAUGGGUUUGUAUUUGUAUCUGGUAUCCCAUUUCCCGUUGUCUUGGUUUACCGACCCCUUAUACCAAGAAUGCGGGUUCUGGAAACGGUUGGGUUACCAAUACAUGUCUGGCUUUACUGCACGUUGGAAAUAUUACUUCAUCUGGUCAAUCUCAGAAGCUUCUAUGAUUAUUUCUGGCCUGGGUUUUAGUGGUUGGACAGAUUCUUCUCCACACAAACCACGAUGGGAGCGUGCAAAAAAUGUUGACAUUUUGGGUGUUGAAUUGGCGAAGAGUUCAGUUGAAUUACCACUUGUGUGGAACAUACAAGUCAGCACUUGGCUACGCCAUUGUGAGUUUCCAGUGCUUUUAAAAAUUGCAUGCCAUGUUUUGCCUCUACAUUUUGAUGUGGCCUGUUUAGAUGGCAGCUCAUGCUUGGCUGAAAACCUGAACCAGCUAAAAACCAGGCUGGUUGCAAAUGUUUAUGAGAGGCUCAUUCAGAAGGGAAAGAAGCCAGGCUUCUUUCAGUUGCUGGCUACGCAGACGGUCAGUGCAGUCUGGCAUGUAAUAGAUGCAUUCUUUGUCUCUGGGCAUGAUUUAAUGAUAAAGACUCAAAAAUCACAUCUUUCAGGAUUAUAUCCUGGGUACAUCAUAUUCUUUGUACAAUCUGCUUUGAUGAUUGCUGGUUCAAGAGUCAUUUACAGAUGGCAGCAAGCUACUAGUACGGCUUUAUUGAAAAUGAUACUUGUGUUUUUGAACUUCGCUUACACGCUUCUGGUUCUGAACUAUUCCUGUGUUGGUUUCAUGGUAUUAAGCCUGCAUGAAACACUUGCUUCGUAUGGAAGUGUAUAUUACAUUGGAACCGUUGUUCCCAUAGCACUGAUCCUUCUUGGAAACAUAAUUAAACCAGCGAAGCCAGUCAGAUCUAAAGCUCGAAAGGAACAGUGA
Ilex paraguariensis (yerba mate) is the source of this 1720-nucleotide messenger RNA. Lineage: Eukaryota; Viridiplantae; Streptophyta; Magnoliopsida; Aquifoliales; Aquifoliaceae. The record is from the annotation of a GenBank genome assembly.